AUGCAGCGCUUUCAUACGGCCCUAAAGUGGACAGAAUUGGAGCCGACGAGACCACAGGCGACCUGUACUACAUCACCGAGCUCACUACGCGGCUGUUUGCCGAGCGCAUACAAACGGCAGAUUUUCAAGCUCGAGCCCAGAGUAGACUCAGUUGCGGUGGCUGCACCCGACAACCCCGUCGCACGCAGCUGGAUGGCCCUGCAACGUCGUAUCAUCGGUGACUACUGGGGCCGCACGGUACCUCGCGCAAAUAAGGAAACUCUCGCCACCGUGGAAGAGCUUGAUGACCAUGUCAUCCUACGGGAGCCUUAUGCCCUUCCCCCGGGUGUGGGACCUGUUCAUAUCAUACUGGAUUGUGUUAGCAACGGCGCUGCUGCGUCGGGGAUCACCCAGACUGCCCAGGGUGUUUAUGGAGAGAAACUACAUCCAACGGAGACCCCCAUUAGCUUUUUGGGAUCCAACGCGGGGUGCUUUGCGGUGCAGGAUUGGAAGACCCAGAUGCCUGAGGUCCUGCACAUGAUAUCCGUGUUGGAGGCGCCGUUUGAGAUGUUCAUCGCUCCUCUGAGUGAGGUGGCUUCUGCCUGGGAGUCGGAGGCGGCUUUAAUCGAGAGAUUGGUUGUGAUUCCUGGGCUGUUAAUGGACUGUGGGUGUUUGUCUUCUUUAUUUUCGUUUUUAGAGGUUACUAGUGAGGAAAGAUUCGCAGGAGCGUCCGGCUCAUAG
Aspergillus alliaceus is the source of this 720-nucleotide messenger RNA. RefSeq lists its product as uncharacterized. Lineage: Eukaryota; Fungi; Ascomycota; Eurotiomycetes; Eurotiales; Aspergillaceae. The coding region runs from base 1 to 720 and encodes 239 amino acids. The record is from RefSeq and is a predicted model, not a curated record. The transcript is spliced from 3 exons.